Molecule: messenger RNA, 1010 nt
Organism: Paramuricea clavata
Lineage: Eukaryota; Metazoa; Cnidaria; Anthozoa; Malacalcyonacea; Plexauridae
Source: the annotation of a GenBank genome assembly
AUGCUCUGUCCUAUGGUCGGUGGUCAAAGACAAGCGAUUGUUGUGAAAGUCAAAGAGGUUUAUCACACUGAUGAUGAGCUUGAAGUUGGAGAUGUUGCUAGUGGAAUUGCACAGGAACUGGCUAAAGGCAUAUAUGAGGACGUUCGAGAGAGCUACUUAUCCAUUGAAGAAUCCGUCGUCAGGGCUGCCUGGAUGGGGACAGCUUGUGAUGGACCUUACCAAGCUAGACUGUUUGCUUCAACACUGCAGCAAUUGUUGGAUCAAACACAGUACGAUGAUGUGUUCUUUUCUGUGUUGUGGGAUGCUUCCCAUUUUGUUGACCUAGCAUUCUCGGAUGUCUUUGAAGGGGAAGAUUGGAAGUUCAAAGGAUCUUAUUCAACGCCUGGUCAAACGAUCCAGCGUAGUUCAUCACAUCUUUCAGCGUGGGAAAAUGCUACCAGCCAAGCAUGUAGUACCAGAUUUACCACAUCGCAGUAUGUAGAGUUCAAGAAACUGCUGGCUAGCCUACCACUCUUUGUUACUGUCGUUCCAAUUGAAGUGUUCCUCAAACAUUGAUUCAAUACAUUACCUCGGGCUGGCCAAUUCAUUUCAUCAAGUUCCUCGAAAUAUUCAUACACUUCCUAGUAUAAUUGUAAACUUCCUGUUGAAUAGUUUGAAUGCACCAAUCACCUUUUUGUUGUUUGUGUAGCUAACCAAUCAUAAAUAGAAAGGAAGUGACCAGAAAUGAUCAAAUUCUUGGAAUUGGCUCUUUCACAGGAAGUGUAUGAAUAUCUCGAGGAACUUGAUGAAAUGAAUUGGUCAGCUUGAGGUAAUGUAUUGAAUCAAUAUUUGAGGAACACUUCAAUUGGAACGACAGUAAGACAUUUUGAGAAUUUCAGUCGUGUGAAAUUAAAGAGUAUAUGAUUGCAGGUGAGGAUUUCGUCAUGGAUCUUUGUGGGGUUGUUGACAUUCUACAUCCUUUGAUCAAGAUGUUUGUGGAAUUACAAAGUCUGAGUGCCCCUUCUUGGUAA